AUGUAAAGCACAAAAUUGGAGCGAAAUUUUGUAAAUGAAAAUUUGAUUUCCAAAUAUCUAAAGUGUAUUAUUUGUUCUGCAGUAUUUGAUGAACCAACAAGAUUACGAUGUGGCCAUACAUUUUGUAAAUUAUGCAUUUCUUAAUGGUUAACUGAUCAUUAGACAUGUCCUGAAUGUAGAUAAGAUGCAAAGCGAAAGCACUUUCAAAUCGACCGUAUUGCUGCUGGAAUCAUAAGUGAAUUGGAUGUUUAUUGUUCAAACAAAAUUUAUGGCUGCAAAUGGAAGGGUGUUAUAGAUAGAUUAGAAAGCCAUCAAAGAAAAUGUACUGCUAAAAUAGUUGCAGAAUAGCUUAAUUUGAAAAUUCAAUCAAAUUAAGAGACUGAUGAAGAUAAUGAACUAGCUUGCCAAAAUGAUCCAGGAAACUUAGUCACAAGAAUUAAUGCUAAUUUAAAGGAUAAAAAGGAAGUUAUUGAUGCAUUAAAAUCAUCUAAUGAAAAUACUAAAGAUGAUAAUUUAGAAGAUGACGAUCCAUUAGCAUUCUUAAACUAAUUGCAUUAGUUCUCAGAAGAAAAUCCUUUGGAAGAAAUGAGAAAAAUUGAUUUUAGUGAUGAAGAUCUUCCUAAGCAAAGUCGUGGACGAAUAAUACCAUAAUUAAAUGAAUGA
This is a messenger RNA of Paramecium tetraurelia, 663 nucleotides long. RefSeq lists its product as uncharacterized. Gene Ontology annotation, molecular function: ubiquitin protein ligase activity. Gene Ontology annotation, biological process: protein polyubiquitination; ubiquitin-dependent protein catabolic process. The record is from RefSeq and is a predicted model, not a curated record. Lineage: Eukaryota; Ciliophora; Oligohymenophorea; Peniculida; Parameciidae. The transcript has 3 exons.